UGGGCCUCAGCUAACUCUGCUUCCUUUCUCCUCAGCAGUCCCUCUAGCUCAACAUUCUCCUAAUAACAAACAAGUCAACUAGCCACACUCUCUCACUACAGCACACAGUCCCUCACCUGGUUCCUGGGCUGGGUCUGAAGAGCUCGCAACAGCUCCAGUUUGUUCAUGUCUGUCUGCUCGUCUCUCACUUCAGCUCUGGCCUCCUCCAACAGACGCAGCACCUGACGAAUGCUCGGCCGGUCUUCAGGGAAGUCCAGACACCCCUCGAUCAUCUGGAGGAGAGGAUGCUUCUUGCGUAGCUGCCUGUAGAUCAUCCUCAUGUAUCUCUCUCGUCGCUCUAGCUCAGUUCGACCAACUAUUCUUCGUCGUUCGUCACGAUAGUUGUGAGCUAGCAAGUCGCAGGGGAAGGUUUGGCAGAGUGUGAAAAUGGCCACGACACCAAAAGAAAAGAUGUCGAUGCUUGCAUCGUACUUUGACAUUUUGUCUUUCUCUUCCUCGUUUUCCUCAAGUUUGCUUUCCAUGGCCUCUGGAGGCAUGUAAAUUAUGGCCCCAGGUCCCUUUGUCAUGGUGGCUGCAACUCGCAUACGAGGCACGAUACGAGCCACGCCCAGGUCCGCUAUCUUGGCCACCAUCCCCGAGUUCAGGAGAACGUUUCUGGCCGACAAGUCGCGGUGGAUGAUGGGCGGCGAUUGCUCGUGGAGGUAGGUCAGGCCGCACGCCACGUUGUGCAGGAUCGAGCACUUUAGGCUCGGCGGGAAGAAGGGCUUGGGCGCAUUGGGCGGGGGAGGGGUGUCGGUUUCUGGGUCCAGCAAGUCGUGAAGACUCGUCAGCAGUCGCUCCAUGACGAGGGCUGGCAGUCGCGAGCCGGGCAGGAAAUAUAAACCAAGAAACUGGACGAUGUUCGGGUGGCGGAGGGUACUCAUCAGCCGACAUUCCUUCACGAACUGGGACGGGAUCAGAGCCGCGUUCAGGAAGACGUCGUGAAUCUUUUUGGCGGCGCAGACGGCUCCAGGCAUGGCCACCUCCUCCACGCUGCCGUAGGCUCCUGCGCCGAUUGUGGUACCAGUGAGCCGUACGUUUGUGAGCACGAACGGCUGCAGCUCAGGGUGGUUACGAAGAAACUCGGCCAUCUUUCUCUCAGGAGCUAGCUCUAGCUAGCUACGUACCGCUGCAGGGAGUGGCAAGUUGAUGUAGAAUAUUUCGAGAACUCUGCAAAAGGAGAAAUGGCAGCAGAAGGAAGCGGUUCUGGUAGGAACAGGACCCCAGGGAGCUCAGUCCAAGUUAUGAUCUACUUGGUGAGGAAGAUCCUGACGACUUUGUCAAUGUCGACAUACCUGAGGACCUCAGUGCUAGUGAUACUGCCAUUAUGCCCCCUACCGGAGCUGGCAGACAAGGGCUGCUAAGAAAGUUUCGAGAAAGCUCGAUACUCCCUAACAUUAGAAGGCAGAAAGACUCGACUCCUGGUGGUGGUGACUUUCCUCAACUUCCUGGUGAAGAUGACGAGUUACUAGAUCUGAGAUCAGGAGAUGGGGAGAGGGAGGAGAGAGGCGCAGCUGAAAUGGAGAAACUUCUGUCUUUUGAAGCGUCAGAAACAUCUCUGAGAUCCGACAUGCUCAUAUCCAUGAACGUAACAAGUGCAGGAGGAGGGGCAGGAAUAGGGGCGGGGCUAGGUGUGGAUAUGUCACUACGGCAACCAGCCAGUGUCCACGCCCCCGAGAUAAAGCUGCCAUCAGAUGAAGAGCUUGCGAAACAAGCUCAAAGAGUGAGGUUGGACAGUAUGGACGCCGACACACAGAGAGAGUUUGAGGACGAAGAUGUGGAGUCGGCCACGUGGGCUCAGCACCAGAAACAUGUAUUCGUUCUCAGUCUCUCUGGCAAACCCAUCUACAGCAGGUAGAGUAUAGAGCUGUAUUCCCAACUAGCAGGUAGAGUAGAGCUGUAUUCCCAACUAGCAGGUAGAGU
This is a messenger RNA of Geodia barretti, 1962 nucleotides long. Lineage: Eukaryota; Metazoa; Porifera; Demospongiae; Tetractinellida; Geodiidae. The record is from the annotation of a GenBank genome assembly.